UUUAUUCCUUUCUACAAAAACAUUAAUAAUGGUUUCACAUGAGCCAGGAAUUGUAAAAUCAUCAUCAAAUCUACCUUUUCUAGUCAUCUGAGAAUUUCCAAUUUUAAUACAAGGAAUUUCAAGGUUUGAAUGUCUUAAUUUAAUCCUUCCCUCUCAAAGGAGUAUAUCAGCAGAUCCAUUAAUAGUAGUUUGAAGAAUAUGCAUUCCUAGGAUCCCUUCAUCAGCAACCAUGGCUUCAUAUAUGUACUUUAAACUUCCCUAAUUUAAAAUCAAAACAAGACUUCUCUAAUUCAACCAUGGGUGUUUCACAUGCACCAGUCAAUUUUGCUGUUGGGUGCAAUGUAGGCCUCUGACUUUCUGGUAUUUUCCAGUAAACACGGUCUGAAAUAUCAGUCUUUGUGCACCCGUAUCAGUCGUAAGAACUAUUUUAAUUCCUAGUACUUUGUCUCUAAUGUAUAAACCAUUGUCAAUUGUUUUCCUCUUACAAUUUCCUUUACUGAAUCAUUUUGUACAAUUAAUUGAUUAACAUUCUCUUUUAUUUCAGAUUGGCUGAUUUCAUUAAGGGUCUGUUUUCGGACACUCGGGUCGAUCCCCAUUUAAUUUAAUUGUAAUGGCACGGAAAUGCUGGCUUGUAAUUCAUUCCCGUAUGUAUUCAUUUAACUUUCAGAUAUAUCUCUCCUUUGGUUUAUCUUGACUGCGGAUAACUCCGUUUACCUGAUCAGGAUAUGGGGCUCACGGCGGGUGUGACCGGUCAACAGGGGAUGCUUACUCCUCCUAGGCACCUGAUCCCACCUCUGGUGUGUCCAGGGGUCCGUGUUUGCCCAACUAUCUAUUUUGUAUUGCUUGUAGGAGUUAUGAGAUUGAUCACUGUUCGUUAUCUUCACCUUGCAUGCUGACUGGAUUAUAGGAGGUCUUUGAAGAAUAUUUAUUUCUGAUAUAACCCUUGUAUAUUCUGCUCAAUUUACGAACUGUUUUUCAUACCUUGGAUGUCUAGUCUUGGUUGCCGGAAGUUUAUAUGAAGUCAGUAUGAAUUCUGAUCUGGUAUUUUAGUAUAGUUUUCCUGUGGUAUCAUUUGCGAAUAUUUCUGUCCAUGAGCUCUAUUGUUAAGACGAAGUUAUUUGGAUGGAUGUUUUUGAAUUUCUAAACAGCUGAUAACAUAUUUUUGCUUCACGUCCAUGCUUAUUACAGUACUGACAUUGCAGUUUACUUUUAUCAUCUUUCCGUACAUCCAUUUCUUCAAUAUGCUUUUUUAUUUCCUCUCUCUCCUAUUCUCGAGUUUUUGUCUUAUUAUGGUUACGUUCCUUUUGGAUCUUCCCAUUCUUCUUUAGAGAAACCGUCUUUCUUUCGUUCAAUCUCUGUGCCACUUUUCAAGUUGGUGAGGAUAUGACAUCAUCGUAAUGUUCACUGCCUGUAAUACUUUCUGAAACUUGAAUUGCAGUCCACUUGAUCUACCGAUAUGUUUCCAGCCUGGUCUUCCUUCCUGUCUCCUCAAACACCACCAUGUAGGAUACUGCUUCACCAAUGUUCUUGGGUUAUUUAUGGUACUGAACUUCAAAACUUGCUUUCAUAUUUCGUAAUCCAUCCUAAAAUCUCAAUAGGUGAUAAGUUUGUGUUGCAUUGUCUCGGUUUGUGUGAGCUUUUACGUUCAGACGUUUGAGAUCCGCUGCAUAAUAUCAUUGAUUCACCAGGGUUUUGUCCUCGUCUACUAAACUGUGCAGUUUCGAUAUAUUUGAUACACAAUUACCCAGUUCUUCAAACACUUGUGGUUAUUUCACCUUGUUCUUCUUGGGAACUGACCGGAAAUGAAAUACCCAGCUUGUCUUUAAAACCAAGGUGGCAUUUUGUUUUGCCUAACAUUUGUUGACAAUGUUUUUCAAAAGUAUUGAUCCAGGCUUCCAAUGUUCUUUUCCUGUGAAAUUAUGGAUUCUAACUACUUGGAUUGUCUCAUCCUGUGUAGUACAUAUAGUUAUAUCUAUUCUCAAGCUUUCAUUACUCUCUGUCUAUUCUGCUGAAGAGAUCUCAUCUGAUUCUGAAUUAGGUUUCUUGUACUCCUUACUUUUGAAUAGCAUCCUAUAUGUUGCUGGCCGAAUAAAGUUUUCUGGUUUAUCAUUAGGGUUGUGUUCCAUCGGUUUGUGAAGUAUUUGUUGGUUCAAUUGCAUGACUUUUGGGCCAACUGCAUAUUUUCGUUAAUGAAGUUUCUUGUCAGCAAAGGAGAUUUGUUUUCUUUUCUUUCUUCUACAUGUACCACUUUCUCUAAUGCUAAGGACACUGACUUCACCGUUUCAGUCGGAUUGUUUUUGUUCUUGUCUUCUAGUCUUGAUGUAGACGCCUAAAGAGAUCUGAUAAUGUUACAAUUCUCCAAUAUUUCUUGAAUACAGUAAACCUCCACUCUGCGACUUUAUCCAGUAAGGGUGUAUCUUGAUCAUUGGCUAAGUCUCUGUCAUCUCUCCUUAGUUUUCGAUUCUGAUCUUUGUUGUCUUCUUUGUCCAGCUUUUUAGGACCUUCAGCACUGAAAAUGCCCACAUCACCAUAACCCUUUUCAUUACAGGCACGAAAAGAAAAAUUCCGGUAGCUUCGUUGUGUACUAUUUCUCAGCAUUUUAUUUCUUCAUCAUAGCUAUUUAAUUUAUGGACUUUAAUGACCACGUGAUUUAUUUUUCUAGCAUCAAUUUAGUUAACUUUGAGAAGACGUAAAAAUUUGUGAUUUAUUUAUAGCUAAGGAGACGUAAGAAUUCGAAUCUUCAAACCAAUAUAUAGGAAAAUAUACUGAUCCCACCACUGACACCAAAUAUCAUAUAACAUCUAAGCGGUCGCUUCUUAAGUAGGUGGCAAUAGUUGUCUUCCUUGGUGUACAUACUUUAUUGGGUUAUUUAUAACUCAGGUGAAGUUGGAUGCCUAAAAGUGAAAUUAAAGCCAAGUUCUUCAAUAUAGUUGUAAUAAUGAGUCUUACAAACGGAGACAACUUUGUUACAAGUUUUGUCAGUUGUCGCCAGUACAUAUUCCUCACGUAACAUGUCUGAUUCAUUACUUCUGGUUUACUAAACACGGAAAUACAGAUGGUGUGCAUUUUUGUUUCAGUGUGUCUUAUACGAGAUUUCCAUUUUCCUCUUAUACUCUUUAUCUAUUCUGACAAAAUGUCAAAGUCUUCCUCUUGGUAUAUAGCCCAUCGUCUGGCAUUUUCAACACAAUACAUAAAGUUGUGUCGGCAAUUAAACGACCGCAGUUCCCUGGCUUUGGGACAUUUUAAAAUGAAUGAUUUCAGGCCGCCAUUUUCAAUUACGUUUACAUCACCAGUAAUGCCAUGUCCAUCUGGACUGAAGUUGAAAGAAGAAGGACAUAUGGAAGGAUGUUGUUAAAGAUGGUCUGUAUAUUUGUAAGGAAAAAUAGUAUGUAGACUUGAAAUAUGAUGGCGUACGUUUUAUUUCUGAUCAAAAACAGUGCUUGUAUUGACAGCAUCUAUUCCUUUGUGUGUAAAUUAAUGCAGUUUAAGAAACCGACGGCGUGAUUCGGAAAAAAUGUUCAUCCGUAAGCGGCGGGGUUUUUUGUAAAUUGCAGUUGAAGGAAUCGUUCGACAGCUUGAAACGAAAGAUUUUUCAUUCGUAAAACGAGGCGUUUUAAUAAUAUAUCAAAUCAACAUCAAAUUAAAGGUGAAUGUUGUUAGUAGCUAAAGCGUUGUCGAUGGAUGUAAUUAUCGACGGUGUUACUCGGAAUUUGUUUUAUCUGUGACACGCGGUGAUUCAGCGUUGUAUAGAAUCGACAUAUCAAUGAAUAUUGUUCAUAGAGAAAACGCCGUUUAUAUACAUUUAUCUAUAUGUCGAGUUAAAGAAUAUGACAAGUACAGUCCUAUUCUUUUAUUCAAACAAAAUACCUAUUGUAUGCUACUUGAAAAAUAAAAUACAGUACUUAUAUUGAUCAUGUCAUUUGUUUCAACAUAUAUUGUAAUAUGAUAUGCUAUUAUCGAAAGGUUAGAGCACAGAAUAACAAUAUUCUGGAGAUAGCCAUUGCCACCUCAGAGUUCAUAAAGUACCUCCCCACAGCCUUGUGCUGAGGGGCGUUUCUGAUACCUUAUUUCAUCAUGAUUGUCUGUGGAGGACUGCCCAUCAUGUUGCUCGAGUUUGGCCUAGGUCAAUACAUGUCGAGAGGAGGUCUAAAAUGCUGGGUCAUCUGUCCACUGUUUCAAGGUAUUGGGAUAUCGACCCUCGUGAUCGUCUUCUUAUGCAGUUGUUAUUAUGUAGUGAUUCUGGCUUGGGGACUCUAUUACCUCUACAUGAGUAUGAGUUCAAUCUUACCGUGGAGUGUCUGUACCAAUGAGUGGAACACCGACAGAUGCGCAUUAUCCAGUCAGGAGUUAUCCACUCGGCUCUGUUUGGGCAACAGCAGCCUCAAUUCCACUAUGAGCAUUGGGAAACUGAAGGAGAAUUUAAUCCAAGGUGAUGUCACUCUCCACAGUGUCAACCAGGGAUUAUCCACCGCAAACUGUUCCGUCCGCAACUUAUACCCCGUGGAUCCUGCUGUUGAGUUUUGGGAAAACCAAGUUAUCCAGAUAUCUAGUGGUAUAGAAGAUGUAGGUGGAAUUGUACCUCACCUGGCCAUAUGUCUGUUAGUGAUGUGGGUAAUCGUCUAUUUCUGUGUUUGGAGAGGUGUAAAAUGGACUGGGAAGGUUGUUUACUUCACGGCCACCUUUCCUUAUUUAAUUCUGCUGAUAUUACUGGUGCGUGGCGUUACCCUUCCUGGGGCCGCAAAAGGAAUAGAAUAUUUUCUUAAACCAGACUUCACACGUCUGAAGGAUGCACAGGUGUGGAUGGAUGGCGGCUCGCAGGUUUUCUUUUCUGCAGCUGUUGCCAUAGGAGCCAUGAUAACUCUUGGAAGUUAUAACAUGUUCAACACCGAUUUUUAUAAGUGUACACUUGUCGUGGCGGCUGUGAACAGCGGAACAAGUAUCCUUGGUGGCUUUGUCGUGUUCUCUGUUCUGGGGUUCAUGGCUCAUCAACAGAAUGUCGACAUAGAUCAAGUCGCUGAAUCAGGACCAGGACUAGUGUUUAUAGUUUAUCCGAAGGCUAUUUCCCAGAUGCCUCUACCCCAGUUUUGGUCAAUUCUUUUCUUCUUUAUGCUAUUUUUGAUCGGGAUCGACAGUUUGUUUGUGAUGACAGAAUCAGCUAUGGGACACGUGAGCGAUAUGUUUCCUCGUCUGUUCUACAAGGUCAAGGGCAGAAUGAUAUUGUCGGCUGUAGCCUGUGUGAUCUGGUUCACCAUCGGUCUUUCAAUGGUAUCACGGGGAGGGAUGUAUGUGUUCCAGCUGUUUGAUUACUACUCGGCCUCUGGUAUGGUUCUCCUCUGGGUUUGCUUCUGGGAAGCUAUCGUCAUUGGAUGGAUAUUCGGGGCGGAUAAAUUCUGCGACGCCAUUGAGUUGAUGAUUGGAUACAGAAUACCAAGGCUGUUCCACUAUUGUUGGAGAUACAUUACACCUGUAGUGACAGCGGGGAUUUUUGCAUUUCAAGUGGUGACAUUUAAACCACUCAAGUACAACAACGUGCUCGACUAUCCACCCUGGGCACAAUGCUUUGGACUGAUGCUAGCUCUGGUAUCCAUGUGCUGCAUACCUGUCUACGUGAUCUUUAAACUCUUGUUUCUAAAGGGCUCCUUCAUAGAGCGCCUAAAAGAGUCAAUUAAGCCGCACCUAACAAGAAAACAACUGUGUAAAGAGUGGAUGAUAAGAGAUGAAAGCUUUUUGCUCCAGCAAAAUCAUUUCUAGGAUCGUUCCAUUACAACGUGUGUGUUGAAUGAUAUCACGUUUGCAGAUUCUGUUGAAGUGGAACCAAGCAAUUAAGAUGAUUACCGGUUACAGAUCAUUGCAAAUGUAUUUUUUCACUCAGUUUGGUAUGAAGAAAUACAUUGUUUAAAAUAAAUUGUACAUU
Ostrea edulis (European flat oyster) is the source of this 5914-nucleotide messenger RNA. Its product is annotated as sodium- and chloride-dependent taurine transporter-like. The record is from RefSeq and is a predicted model, not a curated record. The coding region runs from base 4075 to 5751 and encodes 558 amino acids. Lineage: Eukaryota; Metazoa; Mollusca; Bivalvia; Ostreida; Ostreidae. Gene Ontology annotation, cellular component: membrane. The transcript has 15 exons. Gene Ontology annotation, biological process: sodium ion transmembrane transport.